UGGCUGUUGGCCGGAGGGCAGAGGGAGCUGCUGGCGUAGCCGUGGGGCUGCAGGGAUGUGUUGUCCCUGCGCUCUGCACUGAUACGGAGAUGUGGCCUGAAGACGGACCUGAUUGUAUUUUAGGUUCUGUGUACUGCAGCAGUAGUAAAUUGUAGCUUAUUGUAGAUGAGAAGGAGUCUGUAAAAGAAAUUCACUCGUGUAAAAAUGUUGGUGGCUGCUGUGCUCUCGUGGCCUGGGGAUGUGGGAUCAGGAGGCAAAAGGUGUGGGUGCAAACCUUCUGUGCUCCUGCUUGGUGUCAUGGGCUUCCCUGAGGCUGGAGCUGCUGUUCUGGAGAGGGACACCUGAACGUCCUGGGGUGCACACGGGCCUCCCAUCCCUGCAUUCCUAUUCCCUGAGCUGCCAGGGUGGCACAACCCACGGUGCUGCUGUCAGAGGCACGAGCUCAGCCUGCACCUCCUGGUGAUUCAGGCUCCUUCCUGUCCCUGCUCUGAGUCCAACCCAGACUUGUGAGCUGCGCUGCUGAGAGCUGCUCGGGCUGAGCUGCGGAGGGGCUGGCUGUGUUUGGGAAUCAGGUGGGUUCCAAUGCCAUCAGAUCUGCGCUGGGAAUGCUCGUGUGGCCGCUGGCUCACGCAGACACCUUGGAGGGCAUCUGUGGGGUGGUUACAGUGGGGUUGGACACAGUAUCUGUAUGCUGGCUGCCAGCUGAGCACGGCACAACAGCAGUGGGUGGGAACGCGAUGGAGCAGGAGCCCCGGGUCCUCUGUGUGGCUGCAGCCCCAGGUGCGAGGUGCUUCUCUUCCUUCCCCUCAGUCCUGACUGCUUCUUCCCUUCGCACAGGCAUGAAUGACCAGGCUCAUCCCCAGCACUGAGCAGCCGCAGCCGGGUCGCCAUGCCGAUCCCACCCCCGCCGCCGCCGCCCCCCGGCCCCCCGCCGCCCCCCACCUUCAGUCAGGCGAACACAGAACCACCAAAAUUGAGCCGAGAGGAGCAGCGCGGCCGUGGAGCCCUCCUGCAGGACAUCUGUAAAGGGACCAAGCUAAAGAAGGUGACACAAAUCAAUGACCGGAGCGCCCCCAUCCUAGAGAAGCCCAAGGGCAGCGGUGGCAGCAGCUACGGCUCCAGCUCAGCUGCGAUCCAGCCCAAAGGCGGCCUCUUCCAAGGCGGUGUGCCCAAGCUCAGACCUGUGGGAGCAAAGGACGGCUCAGACGGAUCCGGGAAGCAAACCCUGCAAGUCCCCGGCUCCAGAGCCGCUGCCCCCAGGCCCCCGGUGCCGGCCAGCAACAGCCGACCUCAGGAUGAUUCUGACAACAGCCGAGCCUCUCCGCCGGAGCUGCCGCGCACGCAGCGGCCGUCCCUUCCGGACCUCUCCCGGCCCGGCGCCGCCGGUGGCACCGGCAUGAAGCACAGCUCGUCUGCGCCGCCGCCUCCCCCCCCGGGCCGCCGUGCCGCCGCGCCGCCCGCCCCCCCGCCUGCACACGGCCCCAAGGUCUCCUCCUACAACCGGGAGAAGCCCCUGCCGCCCACCCCGGGACAGCGAGCGCCUGCUGGCAGGGACGGACCCCCCGCCCCCCCACCCGUCAAGCCCCCGCCCUCCCCAGUCAGUCUCCGAACGGGGUCGGGGGCUCAGAGCCAGUCCCUCGCCCCCCCUCCACCCCCUUACCGGCAGCCCCCCGGCGUCCCCAACGGCCCUUCCAGCCCCAUCACCGAAGCUGCCCCGGAGCUGCCGCAGAGGCACAACUCCCUGCACAGGAAGACGCCGGGCCCCUUGCGGGGUCUCGCGCCGCCGCCGCCCGCCUCGGCCUCCCCGUCCCUCCAGAGCAGCCGCCCCCCGCCGCCAGCCCGGGACCCCCCCAGCCGUGGUGCAGCCCCGCCACCCCCGCCGCCCAUGCUGCGAAAUGGGGGGCGUGAUGCCCCCCCACCCCCACCCCCCUACAGACUGCAUGGUUCUCUGAGCCCCCCCAGCCGCGGGAAGCCACCCCCACCGCCCACCCGGACGCCUGCCGGGCCGCCCCCACCCCCACCGCCGGUGAGGAACGGGCACCGGGACUCCAUCGCCACUGUCAGAGCGUUCCUGGAUGACUUUGAAUCCAAAUAUUCGUUUCACCCCGUCGAAGACUUUCCAGCCCCAGAAGAAUAUAAAUACUUCCAGAGAAUCUACCCCAGCAAAACCAACAGAGCCACGCGUGGGGCCCCUCCUCUGCCCCCCAUCCCCAGGUGAAAGCGAGCUGUGCCGGCGGUCGGUCCUGAGCACAGCCGCAGAGCUGCUCCCCCUUCUUCAGACGGACCCUCGCCACCUCCCUGCCCCCAGGAACCUGCAUGAGAAACUCCCGGCGCCUUCGGCUCUCCCAGGACGAGCGGACGCCCCCGGCCCACGCUCACCACAAACCCACGCGGCUCUUUGCCCCGCGGCCCCACGUCGGAACCCGCGCUCCAGGCAGCGGGCGGGGCCGGGGGCGGGCAGU
Lagopus leucura (white-tailed ptarmigan) is the source of this 2462-nucleotide messenger RNA. It is a transcript of the gene WIPF2, whose product is annotated as WAS/WASL interacting protein family member 2. Gene Ontology annotation, molecular function: actin binding. Lineage: Eukaryota; Metazoa; Chordata; Aves; Galliformes; Phasianidae. The record is from RefSeq and is a predicted model, not a curated record.